CGGGAGCCGAGGCGGGAGGGGCGCUCCCCCGCCCCCGGAACGGAAUCCUUGGGGAGCAGAGCAGGCUCGCGCGCGUGCAUCCCGCACCAUCCCUCGGCCCCCAGCCCCGGCCCGCGUCAGACCGAGCUGCCGCCGCCGCCGCCGCCGCCUUACAGCAGCAGCACUCGGGAAUCCGGACCCAGCCGGGGCGGCGGGAGGCGGGGGCGCCGGGGCCCUGGAUGUCCCGCAGCGCGGCGGCCAGCGGGAGACCCAGGAGGCCUGAGCAGCGUCUGCCUCCAGCCCCCUGUGGGGCCCUGGGGCCCCCUGAAACCUCCAGGACGGAGCCAGACGGGGCGGGCACCAUGAACAAGUUACGGCAGAGCCUGCGGCGGCGGAAGCCAGCCUAUGUGCCGGAGGCAUCACGCCCGCACCAGUGGCAGGCAGAUGAGGACGCAGUGCGCAAGGGCACGUGCAGCUUCCCGGUCAGGUACCUGGGCCACGUGGAGGUGGAGGAGUCCCGUGGGAUGCACGUGUGUGAAGAUGCUGUGAAGAAGCUGAAGGCGAUGGGCCGAAAGUCCGUGAAGUCUGUUCUGUGGGUGUCAGCUGAUGGGCUCCGAGUCGUGGAUGACAAGACCAAGGACCUGCUGGUAGACCAGACCAUCGAAAAGGUCUCCUUUUGUGCUCCUGACCGCAACCUGGACAAGGCUUUCUCCUACAUCUGCCGUGAUGGGACUACUCGCCGCUGGAUCUGCCACUGUUUCCUGGCACUCAAGGACUCUGGUGAGAGGCUGAGCCACGCCGUGGGCUGUGCUUUUGCAGCCUGCCUGGAGCGGAAGCAGCGACGGGAGAAGGAAUGCGGGGUCACAGCUGCCUUCGAUGCCAGCCGCACAAGCUUUGCCCGCGAGGGCUCCUUCCGCCUGUCUGGGGGUGGGCGGCCUGCUGAGCGAGAGGCUGCGGACAAAAAGAAAGCAGAGGCAGCAGCUGCCCCCACUGCAGCUCCCGGCCCUGCCCAGCCUGGGCACGUGUCCCCAACACCAGCCACCACAUCCCCUGGUGAGAAGGGUGAGGCAGGCACCCCUGUGGCUGCAGGCACCACUGCAGCUGCUAUCCCUCGGCGCCAUGCCCCCCUGGAGCAGCUGGUUCGCCAGGGCUCCUUCCGUGGGUUCCCGGCACUCAGCCAGAAGAACUCGCCUUUCAAACGGCAGCUGAGCCUACGGCUAAACGAGCUGCCAUCCACGCUGCAGCGCCGCACUGACUUCCAGGUGAAGGGCACAGUGCCUGAAAUGGAGCCCCCUGGUGCCAGUGACAGCGACGGCAUCAACGCUCUGUGCACACAGAUCAGCUCAUCUUUCGCCAGUGCUGGAGCGCCAGCACCAGGGCCACCACCGCCCAUGUCAACAGGGACUUCUGCCUGGGGUGAGCCCUCCGUGGCCCCUGCAGCUGCCUUCCAGCCUGGGCACAAGCGGACCCCUUCGGAGGCCGAGAGGUGGCUAGAGGAGGUGUCCCAGGUGGCCAAAGCACAGCAGCAGCAGCAGCAAGCGGCCUCAGUACCCCCCGUGCCCCCCGUGCCCCCUGCCCUGCAGCCCUUCCCUGCCCCCAUGGGGCCCUUUGAUGCUGCACCUGCCCAGGUGGCUGUGUUCCUGCCACCCCCACACAUGCAGCCCCCUUUUGUGCCCACCUACCCAGGCUUGGGCUACCCACCCAUGCCCCGCGUGCCUGUGGUGGGCAUCACACCCUCACAGAUGGUGGCCAAUGCCUUCUGCUCAGCUGCCCAGCUCCAGCCCCAGCCCGCCACCCUACUUGGGAAAGCUGGAGCCUUCCCACCCCCUGCCAUGCCCAGUGCCCCUGGGGGCCAGGCCCGCCCACGUCCUAAUGGGGCCCCCUGGCCCCCAGAGCCAGCACCUGCCCCGGCCUCUGAGUUGGACCCCUUUGAGGCCCAGUGGGCAGCGUUAGAAGGCAAACCCACUGUAGAGAAGCCUUCCAACCCCUUCUCGGGCGACUUGCAGAAGACCUUUGAGAUUGAACUGUAGCUGGAGCUGCCCUGCCCACCCCGUUAUCUCCAGGUGCCCCACGUCUGGGAGUGGAGGCCCAACCUUUCCCCUCAUCCUGCUCCCUGGGGCUGUGCCCCUCAACACCCCCUCUAAUCCUUUCUCUCGACCACUCCCACAAGCACUACAGAACCGAUAUUGUGAUGCCCAGGUUGCGACAGGAUGGAAUUCAGGGACCGACCCAGCCUGACUAAGGGGACCCAUUUCACUGCCAGACUUAGGCUGGCAAUGGCCCUUUGCCCCCACCCCAGACACGGGGAUGGCCACAGUCCCACUGAGUGCCCUCGGUUCACGCUACAUUUCCCAGUUUCUGUUGUUGACCUUCUACUUUCCAGUGUUGGGUGGGAUGGGGAAGGAAUGCUCACUUGGAGGCGCUACUGGGCCCCACACAGGGGCCCACCCCAAGUCUGGUUUCCCCUCCCCCAUACACAGCACAAGCAAAGGGCUUCCCUCUGCCCACCCACUGCGUUCACUGCCAAUGCUGUGCUUACCCUUAUCACCCCUCCCCCCACUUGCGGGCCCACAUCUUCCUCUGGCCAAGGUCUCAUGGGGACAGGGGCCAAGUUGGGGGCCCAGGAGUGGGGUAGAGGGAAGAGGAAGGAGUUGCUCAGUUACCUCACUUCGUUGCCCGCUGGGGAGGGGUCCAGAGGAAAGCGGAGGGGUGCCUGGCGGGUACUUUUCUAUCUUUUAUUUCCAGAUUUUUUUGUAUCUAAACUUGCAGAUUUGUAUUAUACAAGGACAGCCAAUAAAGGAAGAAUAUAAUGGUG
Molecule: messenger RNA, 2794 nt
Organism: Hipposideros armiger (great roundleaf bat)
Lineage: Eukaryota; Metazoa; Chordata; Mammalia; Chiroptera; Hipposideridae
Gene: NUMBL
Product: NUMB like endocytic adaptor protein
Exons: 10
Coding region: 219-2009 (596 amino acids)
Biological process (GO): positive regulation of neurogenesis
Cellular component (GO): cytoplasm
Source: RefSeq, a predicted model, not a curated record